Messenger RNA from Symbiodinium pilosum, 1275 nucleotides. The record is from the annotation of a GenBank genome assembly. NCBI's taxonomy places the organism in Eukaryota, Dinophyceae, Suessiales, Symbiodiniaceae.
AUGUGCAGCCCCGCGGACGCCGCCGUGAUCAAACGCACCCUAGAAAUCUCGCGCUACGCCGCGCACUUGGCGGUCCGCAACCAACAGCUUUUGCUUAAACGCGACGGCCAGGUGGUAGGCCAUGCGCCGUGCGAGGACCUGGGCGUGGUGAUGGUGGACCACCCGCAGGCGACCUACAGCCACCACGCGUUGGUGUCGCUGGCCGAGGCGGGCGCGGCGGUCGUGCUGUGCGGACGCGACCACCUGCCCGCCGCAUUGGUGUUGCCGCUGGCGCAGCACUCGCAGCUGGUGUCGCGGAUGGCGGACCAGAUCGCCGCUAGCCGACCGCUGAAAAAACGGCUCUGGAAGCAGUUGGUGGUCGCCAAGAUCCAGGCCCAGGCCCGCAACGUCGACCCCCGGCUGCCGGCGCAGAAGAAGCUGCUGGCGUUGGCCGACGAAGUGCGCUCGGGCGACCCCACAAACGUCGAGGCCCACGCGGCCAAGGUGUACUGGCGUAACUGGCUCGCUACGGCCGAUACCCUGGAAGCGGACACCGAGCCGUUCCGCCGGGACGCGAACGCCGGUGGACUGAACGCGUUCUUGAACUACGGCUACGCGAUCCUGCGUGCGGCCAUCGGCCGCACGAUUGUGGCCGCCGGGCUGCAGCCGGGGCUCGGCCUGCACCACGUGGGACGGGGCAACGCGUUCUGCCUGGCGGACGACCUGAUCGAGCCGUUCCGACCCCUGGUCGACGAGCGGGUCCGCGAGAUGCACCGCCAGGGGUACGUCACGCUCGAACAGCCCGCGAAGGCGGAGCUUCUCGGCGUGCUCACCACGCCGAUGCAGAUCGGCGGCAAGCCACAGACGGGGCCAUUGAUGGUGAUGCUGCACCGUGUGGCGGCAUCGCUGGCGGGCUGCUACGCGGGCGAGGAGCGGCGGCUAGCGAUCCCGUUGCCGGAACCGAACAUGCGGAUCACAGGGUACCGGCUGAUGUGGGUGCUGGCGAUGUUCGACCUGCCGACCGACACGCGGGACGCGCGGCGGAACUACACCCUGUUCCGCAAGCAGCUGAUCAGCAACGGGUUUCAGCAGAUGCAGUACUCGGUGUAUGCUCGGCCCUGCCCGAGCCGCGAGAACGCCGAGGUGCAUCUUGCGCGGAUCGAGGCCCACCUCCCCCCCGCAGGCGAGGUGCGGGUGCUGGCCAUCACCGAUAAACAGUUCGAGCGGAUGCAGAUAUUCUGGGGGCGAAAACGCCGUGCGAUUGAGCAACCUCCUCAUCAACUUGAGCUUUUCUAG